Molecule: messenger RNA, 2251 nt
Organism: Gymnodraco acuticeps
Lineage: Eukaryota; Metazoa; Chordata; Actinopteri; Perciformes; Bathydraconidae
Gene: ewsr1b
Product: EWS RNA-binding protein 1b
Exons: 15
Coding region: 83-1927 (614 amino acids)
Biological process (GO): regulation of DNA-templated transcription
Cellular component (GO): nucleus
Molecular function (GO): RNA binding; transcription coregulator activity
Source: RefSeq, a predicted model, not a curated record
AGAGUUCGUGUUUCCUGCGAAGAGAAGAACGUUUCUCCAGCAGCCAGAGUUUUCACAGUCGUCUUGAACCAAGCACACUAAAAUGGCGUCGGCUCCGGCAGAUUACAGCACCUACAGCCAGACCACUGCACAGCAGGGAUAUGCCUCUUAUGCUGCCCAGCCCUCUCAGAGCUAUGGACAGUCUGCUCAGAGCUAUGGUCAACAGGGUUAUGGAUCCUAUGCCCAACCUGCGGCUGCUGAUGCCAGCUACACCCAGACAACCCCUGCUGCUGCUGCAGGCUACACUCAGCAACAGCAGACACAGUAUGGGUCUUCAUAUGCCCAGCCUGCUUCAGCUGGGUAUCCUGCUGCCCAGUCUACCACACACACAUACUCCCAGUCAACCCAGGGUUAUGGAGCCAGUGGUUAUGACAGUACUCCAGCGGCUGCUGCCCCUGCUGCCUCCCAGUCUUACGGCUCUCAGCCAGGGUAUACUGCCCAGUCUGCCUACCCUGGUUAUGGCCAGCAGGCUGCUCCCACUGCACCACAGAGUUACAAUGCUAGCAGCCAGCCUGCCAGUUACAACCAAAGUAGCUACUCCACGCCCGCAGCAUAUGGGCAGCAGCAGGCAGGCUACCAGGCCCAGCAGGCGAGCUACGGCCAGCAGCAGGCCGGCUACCAGCAGCAGACCCCGCAGCAGCAAGCUCCUCCUGCUUACCCUCCCCAGACUUCGGGUUCCUACGGCCAGCCCCCAGCCAACCAGUACAGCCAGCAAGGUGGACCUCCCAGUUAUAACCAGUCUAACCAUUACAAUAACUACAGACAGGAGGGCCAGAGUGGAAGUUCUAGUUACUCUGGCUCUGAGUCUUCGAGGUACCCAGGGUCAGGGGAACGGGGCCCAAGCAGGGAUGGCUUUGAUCGAGGUGGAAUGAUGCAUCGUGGGCGUGGAGGCAUGGGUCGUGGAGGCAUGGGCAGCGCUGGAGACAGAGGUGGCUUCAGUAAGCCCGGUGGACCAAUGAGUGACGAGCGUGAAACGGGACGCCCUGAGGAGCAGGAUGACUCUGAGAACAGCACGAUCUACAUCACAGGAUUGACCGAGAAGGCUGUCCUGGAGGAGAUGGCCGAGUUCUUCAAACAUGUUGGCCCAAUCAGGAUUAACCGCAGACUUGGCCAGCCUGCCAUUAACAUUUACACCGACAAGGACUCAGGGAAGCCCAAAGGAGACGCCACCCUGUCCUAUGAGGAGCCAUCCUGUGCCAAAGCAGCUGUGGAGCAUUUUGAUGGAAAGGAGUUCCAAGGCCGCAGGCUCAAGGUGUCCAUGGCGCGCCGUAAGCCCAUGAUGGGUGGUAUGAGGGGUGGCAUGCCCAUGAGAGACGGCAUGAUGGGUCGUGGAGGCAUGAUGGGCCGCGGAGGAGACCGUGGUGGGUUCAUGCCCCGUGGCGGUCCUCGUGGUAUGGGCAGAGGGGGACCCACCGGAGGGAACAUGCAGCAGAGAGCUGGAGACUGGGAGUGUCCAAACCCCGGUUGCGGAAACCAGAACUUUGCCUGGCGGAUGGAAUGUAACCAAUGCAAAGCGCCCAAGCCAGAAGGGAUGGGUGGUGGCGGCGGUGGUGGUGGUGGUGGUGGUGGCGGCGGCGGUGGCCCUCCAUUCCCCCCCGGCGGUGACAGAGGCAGAGGUGGGAUGGGCAUGCGUGGCGGCCGAGGGAUGGACCGCGGAGGGCCCGCAGGAGCUGGAGGUCCCGGCGGUUUCCGUGGAGGUUGGGGAGGCGACCGUGGGGGAUUCAGAGGACGAGGGGGGAUGGAUCGGGGAGGUUUCCGUGGGGCGGGGCGUGGAGGACCCCCCAUGGACCGGAUGGAUCGGGGCAGAGGACGAGGAAUGGGUGGCCCACCAGGCGGAAAGAUGGAUAUGAGGGACCAUCGCCAGGAGCGCAGAGAGCGGCCCUACUGAAGAAAAACGUCUUGACUGUUCCUCCUGUCGAAGUUUUUUUUAUUUAUGAUUCCAUAUUUUAAUGGUUAAAUAACUGCUUUUCAUAAAACCUGUGCAGUUUUAUUCAACUCCUGUUUCCACUUUUUUAUUUUUAGUUUACCCAUUUUAUGCCACAUAUUGUUCCGUGCAUGUUUUUGUUUUUUUGCUUUUUUUUAAUAUGCCCUUUAGAUUUGACAUUGUGUAGUAAAAUGCUGUUUUUCAUUCGUCCGAAAUAAUUGCUUCCCCUUUCCCAUAACUGGCAAUUGUAUUAUGACAAAUUUGGGAAAUAAAAUUUUACCAAUUUCA